CCUUCCAGAGGAGACUGUCCUUCCAGGCGACCCGUAGCGCUCACGUGGUUCCACCUGAGCUCAGGUGAGGGCGGGGCCUGAGACGCCGUUCACCUGGCUGGGCAGGUAAUGCUAAGGCGGGGCAGAGGAGGAGGAGGAGGAGGAAGGGGCAGCAGGGAGCCUUGGGCGGUGGUGAGAAGAGGAGGGUCUCCAGAGCGGCGAGACAGAUUUUAAGCUCCUAGUAAACAGAUACCUGCCUCUUUGGACCCAUGUAACUCUGUUAAGUGCCAGUACAGGAUCUUCUGAAAUGGAUGAAGCUGUUUAGGGUCUCACGUAACCCCAAAGAAGGCAAAACAAAAGGUAUUUCAAGGGUGGCAAGUCAUGCUUGGAAGGAGACAAGGCCUUCACCAAAAUCUAAGUGACCACCACCAGCCUCAUGAAGAUGUGGCUGUCUCUCCAAGGAUCAUUACUCCCAGGGCAAACAAUAUUAAUCUGGAGGUGUUCAGUGGCUCCACCCCAGAGCUCAAGCCGACCCGCAAGCCAGCCCGGGAUAGGAGACACUGCAAAGCUGAUCCCAAAGACACCAACGGGAGGGAGGGAGAAACAGUCACCUUUAUCUCUGGCCCUUCAGAGCCUCCCCAGUCUACAUGCUGCCCCAGCUUCUCUCAGGCCUGGAGUGCGUACAAAGCAAUCUUCUGCUGCAUCGUGACUUGUGGGGGCUGCUUCAGGGAUUGCAAGCCCAAAAUCCCAUACCCAUAUAUUGAGACAUUGACAGAGGAUGUCAAGAGCCAAGAGUGCAAUGGACGUUCACCAAGCAGCCCGGCCAGUAGCUCCCCCACUGAAAAGAAUGGGAGCCAAACCAAAAAGAGCACUGUGGGCAGCAGUUUCAGCUACCCAGAUGUGAAACUGAAAGGGAUCCCAGUUUUUCCAAACCGGAGUACUAGCUCUCAUCCAGACACAGAUUCCUGUUACAAAGAGCCUCUGCAAGAAAAAAGCCCCUGGACCUACCCGAAGCAGCAUCCUCCCAGUAGCCCGCGGAGUUCUGAAGAACAUUAUUCCUUCCAUGAGUCGGAUUUUGAGUUUGGGGAGCUGAAUAGUUCCAUGUCCAGCAGGGAGAUUGACGUCCUGAUCUUCAGGAAGCUGACUGAGCUCUUCAGCGUCCACCAGAUUGACGAGUUGGCCAAGUGUACCUCAGACACGGUCUUCCUGGAGAAGACCAACAAGAUCUCAGACCUCAUCAACAGCAUCACCCAGGACUAUCACCUGGAUGAGCAGGAUGCCGAAUGUAGACUGGUCCGGGGGAUCAUUCGCAUCAGCACACGGAAAAGCCGGGUUCGGCCCCGCGUGUGUGUCCCCACUCUCCCAAGCCAGGAGGAGAACAGCAACCGGGGCAACCCGCCGGAUAGUGGCAACGAAACCAUGUUGGCUUCUGUGCUCACUAGCGAAGAAGACUUGUCUGUGAAGAUAUCCGUAGAAACCACAGCAGAUGUGAAAGCCAGGUACAUGAGGCAUGGGCCGUAUAGCGUUACAGGAUCCCCACUGAGCAGAGGCUCUUCUUACCAAGACACAGAGACAGACUCUUCCGGAGCCCCUCUACUUAAAGCGUAUUGCUGAGAAAGUGGACCUCAGGAGCACGCAGUGGGCAGUAUAUCCACCAGGGCAAGUUCCUGUUUUGUAAAUGACAAGCACAACGCCACUUGUUGAUCUGCUCUUAAAAUUCAUUUAGCCUCAUUUUAAUUUGAGUUUUAAAAGACCCUGACAAGCGGGUAGCGCAGGUAUAGUAUAGAAGCCAAAGAGCAGGAAAGGAACUAACAUGCUAAUAGGAUUGCUACAUUUCUUCAACCCUGCAAACGUGCCUUCUGAUGACCGCUUGGUGCCUUUUAUAUAAAAACCCUUUUGUGAGCAGCCUCAACUAAUCGUCACCGAAUGCAAAAGCCAAAUAUACAUUUUUGUGCUCUUGCUGUGCAAGAUCUCACAUGUUGACAUGAAGUCAUCCAUUUUGUGAUGUUUUUGAAGAUUUGGAGGACUUGUGUCCAUAGCUACAAAUUUGGUGGAUGCCAUGCUUCAACCGAAAAGUGCCUGCUCAGUCCUUUGGGGUGGAUCUACAAGAGACAUCAAGCAACGUAAUCUAGGACUACAUGUUGUCAAAGCUACAUGACAUGAGCUACAAAUGAACUGGCCAAGAUUUGAGUCUAUGUGGAUUGCUGACUGAUUAUGUUGGAACCAUGAAGUGCCAGAGUCAGAAAUCAAGGUUGGAGUUAAGCAAAUUCAGUCAUCCCAUUGAAAACAAUGAUGCUGAGACAAGACAGAUGGGUUCUGAGUGCCAGUUGAAUGUCAUGGGAUUCUGUUUCAAAUGAAGUUGUCAGUUCCGCUUCUCUAAUCUUAUCCUUCCCAACCUUCCCAGAGUUUAAUUCUUGGCCAGUAAGAUAAGAAGCUGAUUUACAACCAAGCAAAUCAUAGUUUUCAUUGUAAUCACAAGGCUCAAGGAUGCCAUCGAGAAACUCUCCCCGAUAGGUUUUGCCUAUUACAGAGAGGAACAAAGGACUUUGGGAGAGAUGAGUAGGAAUUUGUUGCAUAUCUACAGAGGCAGAAUAGUUUCAGUCUAGUUUGUUUUAUCUUCCCUUGACAAACAAUAGGAGCUGUAGUUUAGGGCAACCCGUUUAGAUAUCUUCCCCUAUUUGUAAUACUGAGAUAUCUGAGGUUCUGUGGCUGAAAGCAAGUUGAAAACAAUCCAAAAGUGGUUUUACAUUUGUAGUCCGGAUGUGGCAGAGAGUUCACAACAGUGUACAAGCUAUGCUUUCAGCUUAAUGCUUCAGCUCUAUGUUGCUUCUCCUUAAAAUUGUGAAAGGGAUUAUGAUGUAAAUAGUUUCUGCAACUGGUGUGAAUAGUUUCGCCAAAUGUUUGGAAUUAUCUUUCCACCAUGGCACAGUUAAACCAGUCUAUGGCAGUGGUUCUCGGCCUGUGGGUCCCCAGGUGUUUUGGCUGACAACUCCCAGAAAUCCCAGUAUUGUCGAAGGCUUUCAUGGCCGGAAUCACUGGGUUGUUGUGUGUUUUCCAGGCUGUAUGGCCAUGUUCCAGAAGCAUUCUCUCCUGAUGUUUUGCCUGCAUCUAUGGCAGGCAUCCUCAGAGAUUGUGAGGUCUGUUGGAAACUAGGAAAAUUGGGUUUAUAUAUCUGUGGACUGUUUCCAACAGACCUCACAAUCUCUGAGGAUACCUGCUAUAGAUGCAGGUGAAACGUCAG
This is a messenger RNA of Anolis sagrei ordinatus, 3220 nucleotides long. RefSeq names its product keratinocyte differentiation factor 1 (gene KDF1). Gene Ontology annotation, biological process: regulation of epidermal cell division; keratinocyte development. Lineage: Eukaryota; Metazoa; Chordata; Lepidosauria; Squamata; Anolidae. The record is from RefSeq and is a predicted model, not a curated record. Gene Ontology annotation, cellular component: cell junction.